Molecule: messenger RNA, 1146 nt
Organism: Arctia plantaginis
Lineage: Eukaryota; Metazoa; Arthropoda; Insecta; Lepidoptera; Erebidae
Source: the annotation of a GenBank genome assembly
AUGGAAAGUGAAUCCGGUUCCUUACAUAACACAAACGGUUACUUGGGGGUUACGAGGCCAGAUUGGUCUCACAGAACAAGUGAAUAUUUGGACGCCUUCAAACAAAACGGCCAUGAAAUUUUGAUAGAAAACAAUGGACAUCAACAGUUAGGUUACGCUCCAGCGAGUUUUACAGCUGAAAAAAAUAUUCGUCAAAGUACGGCUUUUCUUAAGCCUGUUCAAAAUCGGAAAAAAUUGUAUGUCCUUAAAAAUACUAAAGCCAGAAAGAUCUUAUUUGACAAAUGGAAAAGAGCAGUAGGAGUUGAAUUAAAAUCAACUAACAGAAAAGUGACACAAGUUAGGGCCAGAAAAGAAGUUGUCCUGUCUGCGGGGGCUAUUAACAGCCCACAACUGCUUACGAUUUCGGGGGUAGGACCAAAGGAACAUUUAGAAAAAAUGAGUACAGACGUAUUAUUAAAUUCGCCGAACGUAGGUAGAAAUCUACAAGAUCAUCCAGUGGUCCCAAUAGUUAUUACCAGAGACAAAAAGUUUUCGUCGGUCAUCGAGAACAUUGACCCUUUAAAAUAUUUGGACCACUUCCCUAUGCCAGUCAUCGUAGGUUUUGCGGCUCUGAAUAAGUCACAAGCCAAAGAAACUAAACUAAGGGGGGCUCUAGUAGCAUUAGUUGCCCACGUCCAGCCAAAGUCGAGGGGGACAAUCAUAUUAAGGACUUCAGAUCAAGAGGGCAGCCCUUUGAUAUAUUCAGGGUAUUAUACCAAUAAUGAGGAUUUGGAGGACCUUGCUAAAUACGUUGAGGAUUAUGUAAGCGUAAUGAAUACAAGAUAUUUUCGGAACUUAAAACCAGAGAUAAUAGAUUUCAAAGUGCCCCAGUGCCAAGAUCUCAAAUUUCCCAGUCAUGAGUACUGGAAAUGUUAUAUUUUGAACUUGUCGAGCAGUCAUUAUCAUCCAGUUGGAACUUGUGCGAUGGGAGUGAAAGGAGUUGGAGUGGUGGACGAGAGACUUCGAGUUCGAGGGGUGAGAGGAUUACGAGUGGUAGAUGCUAGUGUAAUGCCGACCAUUACCAGAGGAAAUACAAAUGCUCCUACUAAAACGAUUACUGAGAAAGCUGCCGACAUGAUAAAGCAUGACUAUGGGAUAUAUGAAUAA